AUGCGGGAGAUUGUGACGAUUACAGCUUCGCACAGAGCUAACCAUCUCAUCACACAGUUCUUCAACGGCCAAGAAAGGGCCCUACACGAGCGCGAUGAGCAGGCGGGUAGUGACCCCAGCGUGUUUCUCCACGGCACAAUAGAUGCUGAUGGAAGGACAAUGAGCUACGAGCCGCGCGCAGUGCUGUGGGACGCCAAAGGAGGUAGUGGGGCACUUGGAAGGUUCCAGUACUGGUCGCAAGACGACUACGCGGACGAAGAGGAACCGCCGCGGGCCGCACCAGGGAUCGAAGUGGUACAGACAGCCGCGCGAGUGCGGCGAUCCGCAUAUCAGCGUGCGUUGGACGCAGGCGAGGCACCGCCGGCACUCACUGCCGCCGGGGCACGCUACUGGUCGGACUAUGGACGGAUGAUCUAUGGCCAGGACAGCGUGCAGGAGCUCGCGCAUUGGCACCACGACGUGGCGGCGCCCAGUGCGCCAGACUUUGAGGCCCUUGGGCAGAGACGGUUCGACAGGUACGAGAACGGCUACGAGGUGUUCACCGAGGAGUGUGCGCGGGACUUCUUCGACAUAAGUCUGCACCGCCAGCUGGAACAGUGCGACACGCUACAGGGUUUCAAUCUCGUCACCGAGACUGACAACGGUUGGGGUGGCUUCAUGGCCGCGCUCCAAGAGCAGUUGCGCGAGGAAGUGCCCAAGGUGUGCUACUUCGGGUGGGGCCUCAACGUCGAUGAGUCUGGGCCGCGCCACCCCCCUCGCGCGGGCUUCCAGCGGCAAUCUAACAAGCUCCGCGCCACCCUCGCAAUGCUCGAGCAAAGCGAUCUGUAUUUCCCGAUCCGCAGCGAAGCUGCUGAUUCGCUUUGGGAGGCGGGCGGCUGGGCCUGCCAUGUGUUGGAUAGCGUCAACUCUGCCAUGUGCUUAGAAAAAUCCCGCACUUUGCGCUUCAUGAACCAGCUGGCGGACCGUCUACACAGUGGAGAUGAGCAGCGGAAUGUGGUUUCGCUCAUGUCAUCGGGUCAGCGCUCCUACUCCUACUUUGCGGACGCUCCGAGACAUCGCUCAUCGCGCGGAGACCCACAUACCUUUUCGCGAUGCCGUCUGUUGAGAGGAUCCCAUUCUCCACCAGAAACUACCCUUUCAGUGGAAAACCUCGAGCUGAUACGCACAUAUGCAUGGCGGCCUGCGGAUACUAUUCCAGAGACAGCCCGGAAUUUGCACCACAUUGAUCUUGGGGUGACAGAAAAAUGCCGCGAUGUUUUCAAGAACUGGUACGAAAUGGUGGCAAAACAAUUCCGAUAUGAUCCGGACCGCGAAGAGCUGAAGGAACGCUUGGGGACGCUAGGUGCGGCUUACGAGUGUGGCUGGUACAGCGACGAUGAUUCCGGCGAUGACACAUAA
Messenger RNA from Eremothecium gossypii ATCC 10895, 1398 nucleotides. RefSeq names its product Dml1p (gene DML1). The transcript has a single exon. Gene Ontology annotation, biological process: mitochondrion distribution. NCBI's taxonomy places the organism in Eukaryota, Fungi, Ascomycota, Saccharomycetes, Saccharomycetales, Saccharomycetaceae. Gene Ontology annotation, cellular component: cytoplasm. Bases 1 to 1398 code for a protein of 465 amino acids. The record is from RefSeq and is marked provisional.